Molecule: messenger RNA, 5088 nt
Organism: Periconia digitata
Lineage: Eukaryota; Fungi; Ascomycota; Dothideomycetes; Pleosporales; Periconiaceae
Source: the annotation of a GenBank genome assembly
GCCGCCCUAAUAAAACCAUCGGCCUUCGCAGCUCGCGGCUGGCAUAAGGCCGUGAUACCUUCCUUUUGGUUUCCAACUUCUCUCCUUUCGUCGUCGUUUUGCUGUCGAUUUUCAGUCACUCAUUUAAUCGAGAAUGCGAUGUGGUUCAAAGGCGUAGUAUUCCUUUCCUACACGGCGUUACUCGUCACUCCAACUAAUGCAGCUUUUCGCGGUCAAGAGGUAGUCGGCCGACGGGAGGAACGAUAUGCUCCUCGAAACAAAUAUGUCCACAUAGAUAGGCGGCAGGCCUCCAGUGCAGCAGGCAAUGCCGCCGCCCCUAAUACAGUCAAAGUUGAUACAAAGCCAACAACACAAGCCGCCGCCGCUGCUUCGCAAGAAAGGCAGACUGAAGCCGCCGCCGCUGCCCCAUCAACUCAAAAAGCUGCCGGCCAAGAACAACAAAAGUCAACCGCAGUAGUAGCUGACCCUACAACCCAACGAGAACAACAAAAGACGACUGCGGUCGGUGCUGGGCCCUCAUCACAAGCCGGAGGCGCCACCUCUCAACAACAACCCAAGACUUCAGCAGUAGUCGCACCAUCCUCUGCCGUAGUCUCAUCUCAAAAGGAAGCCCCUUCGGCAGUGGUUGCUCCUUCAUCCCAAGUCGUUCCAUCUCAAUCGAAGAUAUCUACUUCAGUCCAACCAGUGAUCCCGAGCACUACGGCCGUGGUUCCCUCCACAUCAGCUGUACGUUCGUCUGCUGUUGAAUCCUCGGUAGUAGCACCAUCGUCUACUGCUGGACGCUCCUCCACUGUUCAAUCGUCCGCUGGCCAGUCGUCCGCCGUUCGUUCUUCGAACACGCAGUCAACAGUUGUUCCCUCUUCAACUUCUGUAGUUGUCCCUUCUUCGACUUCGGUAGUUGUUCCUUCUUCGACUUCGGUAGUUGUUCCUUCUUCGACUUCGGUAGUUGUUCCGUCUUCGACUUCAGCCGUUCGCUCGUCCAUCGUCCCAUCGUCUGUUGUGUCAUCCUCAAACGUGCCAUCAUCGGCUACUGGUCCCUCAACUUCAGUUGGACGAUCGUCUGUUAGUCAAUCUUCCGUCAUUCCGUCAUCAGCGGUUCCUACUAGCAGCUCCGUUGUGUCUACUCAACAAAGCAAGACUAGUAGCAGCGUUGUAUCUACUCAACAAAGCAAGACUAGUAGCAGCGUUGUAUCUUCGACGGUAAUCUCCAGUGCCCAGCCAACAACAUCAAGCGUACGAUCCUCGACUGAAAUCAGUUCGGCGGGCCAGCCCGCUUCCUCACAAUCUGCUGAUGGUCGUGGUCGCAUGGGUAUGUUUGCGGAGCAAGAGAAGUCAUCUCAAGCUGCCCAAUCAUCUCAGACCAACAACAAGCCCUCUUCGGCAGCUUCUUCGGUGGUCCCUUCAGCUACCAGUCAAGGCAAUCCCCGAACCUCCUCCGCAACAUCCUCCCAGGGUAACGAAAGGUCCUCCACGUCGCAAGUUCCCAGCCAGCAGCCACCCACAGUUUCAUCAGCGUCCUCUCAGGGCAACGGUCGAUCCAGCUCCGCAACCUCUUCGCAAGGUAACGAUAGGUCUUCGUCAGUGGUGUCUUCGCAGGGUAACGACAGAUCUUCAUCGACUGCAUCAUCCCAGGGCAACAACAGGCCUACGACCGCUGUUUCAUCUGCAUCGUCUUCUGCGUCUUCACAGGGAAAUGGUAGGUCUACUUCGGCAGUGUCUUCCCAGGACAACGAGAGAUCCUCGCAAAUUUCCAGCCAGCAACCCUCCACAGUUUCUUCAUCGUCUUUCCAGCCCGGCAGACCCAGUUCAGCAGUGUCUUCCCAAGGCAAUGAUAGGCCCAGCUCUGUAGUGUCGUCUCAAGGCAGUGAGAGACCUACUUUUGCUCCAUCCGUAUCGCAAUCCUCCAGCCAGCAACCAUCGCGUUCGCAGGCUUCAUCGGAUGUACGGCCUCCAGUAUCGAGCUCCUCGGGCAGGGAAUCUACCGCUAGCAGGUUUCCGCCGAACGGCCAGCAAUCCGACUCUAGGCCUUCCUCGACUGGUCAGUCAGGAGCUGCCUCCUCUGCCCGCAGCUCUGGAAGACCCGAAAUUUCAAACAGCGGGUCAGCUGGGCCUACCACGAGCCAGACAGACAGAUUCCCUGGCACGACUGCUGCUCCUUCUAGUGACACCUCUCGAUCGGGUGGUAUCGUCGGUGGAAUCACCAGCGGCAUCAACAACUUGCCUUCUCGCGUAAGCAGUGGUCUCAACGCUGGUGCAUCCGAUGUAUCUUCGCGUCUCAGCAGCGGCAUUAACGAGGGACUAUCUCAAAUCUCGGCGUUGCCAUCGCGUAUUAGCAGCGGCCUCAAUGAAGGUGCCUCUCAGAUUUCCGCGUUGCCUUCUCGUGUUAGCAGCGCCAUCUCUUCUGCUCAAUCCGAGGUUUUCCAAAUCCCCUCUCGCAUCAGCAGCGUGGUAUCCUCUGCUCAGUCCCAGGUAUCGCAGAUUCCUUCUGCUAUCAACAGCGGAAUCUCGUCAGGCCUCGGGGGUAUUGGAGGCAUUGUCAGCAGCAUUGUUCCUUCCGACCGUCCCUCUAUCUCUGUAGGACUGCCUACAGAUCUUCCAAGCAGUUUCCCUGCCAGACCCACCAACGUCAUUCCUUCUUCUGCCCUUGAUCCCAUCAGCUCCUUUUUCGGUGGUAUGUCGUCAGCCAUCCCCUCUGGAGUCUUCAGUGGCCUCCCAACAACGGUACCUAGUGGCUCACUCGGUGGUAUCCCUGCGUCUGAAUCCCUUUCCUUCGGACUUCCUACCAUGGUGUCAUCUUUGCCAGAUAUCCUUACUUCUGGUCUUCCUAUCUCUAACUUUCCUGGUACUGGCGCAUCUCAAGCUUCCAACAUUCCUAGUAUUUCAGACAAUCUUCCUCCUGUCGUUCCCACGGCGAUUUCUUCCAACUCCAUCUUGCCCAGUCUGUCCUUGGCCCCUCCCACCAGUGCGCCGUCUAUCACAAUCCCAUCCGCCACGGGAAUCCCUACCAGCGGAGGCUCAGUAUCAUCGGGUGCGCCCAUCCCAUCUGGGCAGCCAUCUGUCUCGUCUGGUGCGCCUGUCCCAUCUGGACUACCAACGAUCUCCUCCGGGCUGCCAUCUGUCUCGUCUGGUGCACCAGUUCCGUCUGGACAACCAACAAUCUCCUCUGGACAGCCACCCAUCUCAUCUGGUGUACCCUCGGCCUCGUCUGGUGCACCUGGUUCAACCAACGGAGUGCCCUCUGUCUCUGGCACGGCUCAGCCGUCUACCUCAGGCGUGGUACCUCCUCCCUCGGUCUCCGGAACUGCACCACCCUCUUCCUCUGGUGCUCCUCAAUCUUCCGGUGCUUCGGCUUCCCAGAUUCCAUCCAGCGAGACACCCUCAAUGAAGCAAGCCAUCUUACAGUCUUCCGCCACAUCGUCCGAAGUCACCAUUCCCACUUCACCGGUCAUGCAAGGUUCCGAUCCCUUGAACGACGACAAGACCACAAAGGCGACAAGCGCUGCUGGAAGCACUGCCACUUCGGGUCCCUCAGCAUCUUCUGGUGCCUCAGCAUCUUCUGGUCAAGCUUCCCAAGGCUCCGGUUCUUCCUCUCAAGCAUCCGGUGCAUCUGGUAAAGCUGGAUCAUCAGGCGGCUAUGGAGAAACCACUGGUGCCGCUCAAACUGGCCCCUCGUCUACUGUUCCGACCGGUCGUGUUUCGAGCAAGGUCGCUGAGCCUUUAGCCUCCACCACACAAGACAAGACCGAGGAGCCUCCUGCUCCACCUGCGCCUCUUUCAAAAUCGCAGACCGCUGCUGUUGCUGUGGGAGGAACUGCGUCUAUUCUCAUCGCUCUCGUUGCCGCUUUGUUUGUCGCUCGCCGUUAUCACCAGAACAAAGACAAGCGCAACAGUACUGGAGAGGUCUACCCUGAGGUCGCUUAUCUUUACGACCCUCCGACUGGCGGCAAUGGUGGUGCUGGCGUUGAUGCCGAGAAAGCAGCUGGCUCUCGCUUGAGUUCCGGACCUACUUCUGCUCCUGAGAUGACAAUGUCUGGUGCUGCUACCGGCCUAAGCCGCGCUCUAUCCAAGAAAUCUCUACGCCACUCCGUCGGUUAUGGCGCCAUUGGCGCAUCGUCGCACCAUUACCCACGUGAGUCACGAUACAGCACCGGUUCUCUUCCACCUUUGGAUCUGUCCAGGGAUCCUGGAUCGCCGAUGCCACCCCUAAACAGCGCUGCGUUGCAAUAUGCUUCUCUAGGCCAGAACCCAUUCGCCGAUCCUGCUCCGUCUAACCCUGCUGCCACCCAAUAUCCUCCCAUGUCUCCUUACGACGCUCCUCCUAUGCGCAUCCCGACGCCAGUGCAGACUCGUGAAUCCGAAAGGUACAGUGAUCCGUUCGCUGAUCCGUUCGAGCAUGAUCUGCUGUUGAACGUUGAUAUCAAGACGGAGACACCGGACUCAAUCCUCGUGCUUGCACCUCCCCCUACUCCUCGUUCGCCUCGUCCUGGAAGAUCUCCUCCAACAGUACACGACCACUUUCCCCCACCGGCGCCUUGCACCAACCACUUCCCUGGACGUGACUCCAACAACUCUGUCAUUCCUGGCAGAGUAGCUCCAGAUGGCCGUCACACGCCCGAUAUGCGCGCACCUUCGGGGAGCAACACUCCCGAGGCAUCGUCAACAGGUCGUAGUAGCCCACUCGGCACCAGCUCUAGCCUGAUCGACCUGACUACUCCUGAGCCGAUUGCCCAGCCAGCUCGUGCUGUCACCCCGCCCCCACAAGUCAAGGGUUGGGAUGAUAUCAAGAUGGACGAUACCGUUGUCCCAGCACCUCUCAGCUUGGCUCGCAAGCCUGUGCCUGCCACUGGCCGCCGGGAGCCCACUCUCGCCGGUCCCGGUCAGAUCCUUCUCUCCGGUGGUCUUCCCCUCACGAUCAAGAAAAAGCCUGUGGGAUCUGGUGCCGGUAGCGGACAGCUCGAGGUUCCCAAGAACAUCUACGGCAGCCCGGGCCCAACGUCAACCGAGUUCAGUGACGAUGUGACGGUGCAGCGCAAGAGGAGCGGAGAGCUUUUGUUUGCGGACCCUCAUCUCAUCGGCCAGGAGUUCUAA